CCAAGAACCUCUUUGUACACUUCAUCUCCCCAGAGCGCCAAUCGCGGACACUAUUUAGAUCCUCUCCCCACCUCCAGAAGCUACAGAAACACCAUCCCCACACCAACCACUUUGCCAUCACCAUAGUCAAGCUCGACCGAAACCAUAGCGAAGUUUGACCCACCCCCAAUCCCCCCACAACACGUCCAUUCAAAAUGUGCAUCCAAGUCUACCGCUGCCACGUCGGCUGCUUGCACUUCUACCGCGCCGGAUGGUUGUCGUGCGACAAGGCCAAAGCCCGCCCGAACAAGGAGCUCUGCCUGCCCGCAUCCGGCAACAAGCGGGACCUCCCGGGCACGUUCAACCGGAUCCUCGACCCCGACGAGCCUAUAUUCUGCGAGAUGUGUAUCAUCGCCAUGAAUGAGGGCCGUCACCAGCCGUUGGAUCAGUUCGCCCGGUUACGAGCGGCUCUCGAGGGGGCCGAAGAGCGGGAUGAUGCCACCCAGGAAGAUGCCCCCCAGGAGGAUUGCCCCCAGGAAGAUGCCCCCCAGGAGGAUUGCCCCCAGGAAGAUGCCGCCAGGCUGAACGAAGGUGUGGGUGUUUUCUAG
This is a messenger RNA of Aspergillus fijiensis CBS 313.89, 587 nucleotides long. RefSeq lists its product as uncharacterized. The record is from RefSeq and is a predicted model, not a curated record. The transcript is spliced from 2 exons. The coding region runs from base 195 to 587 and encodes 130 amino acids. Lineage: Eukaryota; Fungi; Ascomycota; Eurotiomycetes; Eurotiales; Aspergillaceae.